UAUCAGUGAACUAACGGUACAUUAUACAGGCAGACGAGUGAACAUGAAUCCUAAACAUGGAUCAGUCAUUUGUAAACGCCAAUGGACAGGGGAUAAGACAAUGACGUCGGCGGGUUACAGAUACUUGGACAAAAUCAACUGAACUCCGAAACAACCGUUUUUAAAGGCGUUCUAACUUCUGUUGUGAAUAUAUUGAUUCAGCUCACAUUCAGGAUGAAGAUUUCAAUCAUGUUUGAUACGCUUAAUUUGUGUAGAUACCGUGCCUAAUGCAUCUACUGUAUUUCUUAUUGGGAAAUAUUAACGAUAGCCUAUAAUGUGACUAAAUAUUUGUUUAAAAUGAGUAACAACACUGUGGCCGGGAGGAUUAUGAUCCCGACUAUACCGUCCAUCAUGUUUAUUUUCGGGGUGGUGGGAAAUGUCAUUGCCAUCGUGGUGCUCUGCAAGUCCAGGAAAGAGCAGAAGGAGACCACGUUCUACACGCUGGUAUGCGGUCUGGCGGUUACCGACCUUUUGGGGACACUACUGGCCAGUCCAGUCACCAUCGCAACCUAUGUGAAAGGCUCGUGGCCAGGAGGGGAACCACUGUGCCAGUAUUUUGGAUUCAUCAUGCUUUUCUUCUCUCUAGCGGGUCUCAGCAUUAUAUGCGCCAUGUCCGUGGAGAGAUACUUGGCGAUAAACCACGCGUAUUUCUACAACGACUAUGUGGAUCAGAGACUGGCGGGCAUGACGCUUCUGGCUAUCUACAUCUCCAACGUGCUUUUCUGCGCUCUACCUAGCAUGGGUCUGGGACAAGUCAAAAAGCAGUACCCACAAACCUGGUGCUUCAUAGAGUGGCGGAGCAACGUGAGUACCGAUGCCGCCUUUUCAUAUAUGUACGCGGGGUUCAGUUCGAUUCUAAUUCUAGCCACAGUGAUCUGUAACGUUCUGGUAUGCGGUGCUCUGAUUCGGAUGCACCGGCGGUUUGUUCGGAAGAUGUCAUUGUGGACAGACCCUGGACGAAACACUGACCGGAGAAGGAGACGCAGCUUCGGGCAUCUGGCCGGCGCAGAGAUCCAGAUGGUAAUUGUACUCAUUUGCACCUCAGCGGUGGUGCUUAUAUGCUCCAUUCCACUUGUUGUGCAAGUGUUUCUGAACCAGAUUUAUAAGACUCCGGUGGAGCUGAGACUGGAGAAGAACCCAGAUCUACGGGCGAUCCGCUUCGCCUCCUUCAACCCCAUCCUGGACCCCUGGAUCUACAUCCUCCUCCGCAAGGCAGUGCUCCUCAAGCUCACUGAGCAGAUCAAGUGUCUGUUCUGUAAGAUAGGAGCACGGAGGCAGCAGAGACAGGGAGCACAGAACGGCCACUGCAUUGAUGAACACCAGCUCCACUCCAUCAUCUCUUCACAAGAGUUCCCGUCAUUGGUGUCCCGCGAGCUGAAGGAGGUGUCCAGCACCUCUCAGGUCGUCCUCUAUCUUCCUGAUGGAAGCUGUCAUCACACAGGAGAGCAGGUUGGGCUCCGCAAUUCCUCUGUCCAAGACCCCCAAAGUUCUUAUUUGUCAGAACAGAGAAGUACACAGGAUGGGAGGAAAGAGGUGAUAAACCUAACCAGGGACCACUCUGGUGUGGGAGAAAAGACCAGGCUCUUCAUGUGUUGCUAAGUAAUGAGACAGUACAGGAGAAAUGCAUAUAGAUCUUGUUUAUUUGGAAUCACAUGAACAGUUACUUCAACAGCUUCUCUAAGACUCCUCAUAUUAUUGUGAAGUUUCUGUGAGUCAGAGGGAUGUCCACACAUACAUUGACGGCACUGCCUUCAGACUGCCCAAGAUGCCUUUUCAGACAGCUUCUGCUCUCCUAAGGGACUUAUUCGGUUAGCGGAAGUGUUAGUGCCAACAGAAAUAGAUUGGCUCCCAGGAUGACUCAUUUGACAUCCUCUAAAGAUGAGAAAUGGCACAUUUAAACAAUGUUGAAAAGCUUUUGGUAAGCCAGACAGGAGGAAGGACAAACAAGAGAGAGACAACUGUGAGAGAGAGAGAGAGAGAGAGAGGAUGUCUGCUCCACUUUGAUGUCAAGCUACCUCGACCAGAAACAUCAAUGUUUGUUUGUUUUUCCUGUCUUUUCGCACAGGUCAGGGAGCAAGGCUGUAAGAGCAGAGCAGCUUCUCCAUGGCCUAAAGGGGCAUUGGCUGUACACUGUAGCUAAACAGUUUAAACACUAGCUUCUUUCAAUCAUUGUGCAAACUGUGAGUUAGUAUUUAGAGUAUUUAAGCUACAAUGAUUGAGAAGUACAGAAUAGUUAUUAUGAUUGAUUGUAAAGGAAUGUAGUAUAGGGCCUGCCACUACGUGCCACACUGCCAUGAUAACACCAAGGAAAAGUCAGUUCUCACAAAACUAUUUGUCUGUAGAAGGUUUGCUGUUCAGAGAUACACUUCGCUUGACUGUUUUGCAUCACAUAAUAGCUUUAGAGUUAAUGUAUAGUGCAGUAUUGUGUGUAAUAACAUUAUCCAUGUGUCGUCCUUCAGGUGAGGAGUAUGUCAAAUUGCGAAUUAGAAGGCUUUUUAGAAUGCCUUAGUCAUGGAAUGAGUUGUGCCAACAUGCGGGGUAGUUUGCCUAACUCUGUAUAUGUAUUUCUAUUACUCUGGUACCAGUUUUUGAAUGUUUAUCAGAGAUUCACCAAAGUAUUGUCAUUGUCAUUAUUUAGUGACUUACGCAAAUCAGCCUGGUCUCAUAUACUAGUAUACAUAAAUCAGGGACACCAGAUUCGUAUUACAUGGUACGUUUGGUAUGAUUACAUAAGACAGAAGGUUACUUAAGGAAAAAUGAAAGGAGGGCGGUUAGUCGGCAUGUAACGCAAACGUCUAGCGCGAACGUCUAGCAACCCAACGGUUGCGUGUGCGAAUCUCAUCAUGGACAACUUUAGCAUUUUAGAUAAUUAGCAACUUUGCAACUACUUAGUAUGUUAGUUAACCUUUCCCCUAACCCUAACUUUAACCCUUUAACCUAACUCAUAAGCUUAACCCCUAGCCUAGCUAACAUUAGCCAGCUACCUAACGUUAGCCACAACAAAUUGGAAUUUGUAACAUUUCAUACGUUUUGCAAAUUCAUAACAUAUUGUACAUUUCUUAAUUCGUAACAUAUCACAUGAAAUGGAUGAUGGACAUCCACAAAUUAAUACAUACCAUACGAAACAUAUCAUACUAAAUGGAGUGUCUCGGAUUUAUGUACAGAAUAAUACGAAAUGCUCUGAGAUCAGGUUGAUGCAAUUUCUUCUCUGUGAGAAGUUUCAAGUUAUUCAAUCCCGCCAUGAAAUGUUACAAUAGCAUAAUAUGAAAGGUCCUUAUCAAUUUUGAAAUAUUAUGUUCUGCCAUAUCUGUAAACCCCAUAAAAUGACAGACUUUUUCGUUUUAAAUCCAAUAUGCUUAUGUUGUGUCCACCCCAUAGAAUAUUAAUUUAAGCAAUACAUUCUAAAAAUGAAUUCAAUUGAUUAACAGUAAUUGAGACCCACCUUUUGGCUUCAAGGAUUUGUGCAUGACUCCAUUUCCUUUGGACCACCUAUGAGACUGAACGUGUGUAUGUGCAAAACAUCACGCACAUGAGUUAGUGCCAGGCAGUGUGUGUGUGUGUCAUUAAACUACAUGUCAUCUAAGAACAAA
Salmo salar (Atlantic salmon) is the source of this 3629-nucleotide messenger RNA. RefSeq names its product prostaglandin E2 receptor EP4 subtype. Gene Ontology annotation, biological process: inflammatory response; positive regulation of cytosolic calcium ion concentration; adenylate cyclase-activating G protein-coupled receptor signaling pathway. The record is from RefSeq and is a predicted model, not a curated record. Gene Ontology annotation, molecular function: prostaglandin E receptor activity. Gene Ontology annotation, cellular component: plasma membrane. NCBI's taxonomy places the organism in Eukaryota, Metazoa, Chordata, Actinopteri, Salmoniformes, Salmonidae.